GCAGCAAGCAGCAGAGUGCAGAGGGCAGAGCAAGAGCAACCACCACCACUCCCGUCCGUCUCUCCCUUUCCUCCUCUCUAUCCGCCUCCAGUCUCCACGCACACACAUCCACCAAGAGACAAGACAAGGGAGCGGUUGCCUUGCCAGGCGCUUGAUUUCCCCUUUUUCCCCGAUUCCAGUUAAGCACAACACAAGCAGCGGUUUGGCGUUUGAUGAUUGCGCAAUCGAGGAGCGGCGCGGGGACGGACGCACCGAAAAGGGGCCGCCUUUACAGGACACGGGGCCUCCUCGCCUCGCCUUUCCCUUGAAUCUCGCCGCCCCGCGCCGCGCCUCCUUUCGUUUUCCCGCCCCGCCCCGUUCGCGACCUUUGCAAAUCGCAACCAGUACUGUCACGGCGAGCGAGGGAGCGGAGCCUGACGAGUCUCUCUGACGACGCGGCGCUACCUCGUGGCGGAGGAGGAGGAGGAGCAAGCAAGAGGGCCGAGAGCCUCGCCGACGCGUGUGCGCGCAACACGCCUCCCGUCCGGCGACGGGGAGAUGGAGGCGGCCGCCGACCCGGAUGAAUGACCGCAUUCUGCAUUGCUUUGCUGCCAUGGGCAGACCCAGGCCUAAGGCCACUAAGGCCGUGGCCUACCAUUGAUUUUGGCCUAGAGAUGAAGCCGAAGUCUGCUGAUAGCUUCAUCUGGGCACCACGACCGAUCAGUGCCUUCGGUUUUUCUCAGUCCCGCCGCUAGCCGCCUCAUGUCGAAGCGUCGCAUGCUUUGCUUCUUUCAGCCAACCUCCGCCUUUCUGGAGUAUGAGCUGCAGGGAGAGAUCUCUGGCAUCUUGAUUCAGAACUACGUUUGCGGUUUGCACCACGAGUUUGAGACGAAGUUAUGGGAGCAUCAGAACUGCAUCAGCACUCUGAACAGGAACUGGGCGGAAAAGGUUUCUGAGAUCGCGGUGCUGCGCGACGAGCUUCACAAUGUUCUGAGCGUUAUACUAGCUUCGGAACCUGGUGCUCAUCAUCCUCACCAGUCCCACGGUGUUCUGGAAGACCAGAUGGUCAUUGUGAAGGCAAAAGAUGAUGGUGAGCCUCCGGUAACAGAGAAAUGUUCUGAGUCAAGCGAGGUUACUCUCGAGAUCCCAGAUUUUUCCCUCCUGAAGCACAUGCCCAGUGAAGAAAUGACGAACUUUCUCAAGACGGAAUGGCUAAAACUGCGAAGACAGCACGAGUCUGAGCUUCAUGAGAAGACAGAGGAGCUGUUCAGGGUGAAAAGGGAACACGCAAAAGAGAAAGCUUCGUUGCCGCUUAAGAAAGAGAGAGAGCUUGAGUUCAUCAAAUCGAAGUUGCUCCAGACCAUCUCCAAGCUUGGUGAGAUAGCCUCGAGGAAAGAGAAUUCUUGUUUUGACGGUAAUGAGAAUAAGGAGAUGCGCAGGUUGAAGGACAGGAUCGGUAUGCUACUACAUGAUAAUAAUCGUCUCCGAGGUUUGCUGGCUGAUAAAAAACAGGAGGUUAAGCACCUCUCUUUGCAAGUAUCAGAUUCAAAGAGCAAAACGACCCAGGACUCACUGUCAGAGGCAAAACUGUUGAAUAAUUUUGAGAAGCUUAGGGCUGAACUUGAAGAUUUAAAGGUUGAGAGGCACUUGAACAAUUUAGUGGAUUCGUCUGUAUUCAAGGAAGUUUUUGAUAAUUAUGAGAAUCAGAUUUAUGAUAUGGAUCAGGAGGGAUCCUUCCUCAAAGAGUUGCUUGAUGAAAAACAAGACCAGCUAAGUAUUAUAUAUGAAGAUAGACAAAAGCUCAAGUAUGAAAAUAAUCAACUUGUAUCAAUUGCAGAAUCAAUUAUGCAGCACCAUGACCAAGCCAACUUGGUUAAUGAUGAGCUUAUGAUGUUUAAGGAGAAAGUGUGCGAGCAAGAACUGCUGAUAUUGGAGUCAAAGGGCGAAUAUAACUCCAUGAAAAGGUGUUUGUAUGAGGCUAUGCAAGAAAUCCAAGUAUGCAAGCAAGAAAUACUUGGGCUGACUGAAAACUUAACUUUUAUGUCUAUUGCUUUGAAGGAAGCCAAGGAACAGAAUGCCUCACUUGACGCCACAAUCCGUGAAAUGAAGAAAACACCAGCACAAAGUAUUGGCAGUCAUUGGGGACAGACUGGGGAAUUUGAUCUUGCCAGUAUGGAGAAGUUGUCAAAAACAUAUGCUGACUUUGAAAGCAGAUUAGUCGAAACUAUUAAAAGAAAUGAAACCAGGUUGACUAGUCUAGUUUGUCAGUUUAGCCCACUGGUGCAGCAAGUUGCUGUCUUAAGGAAAAAAGAAUUCUGGUACAAGCAAAUACUUGAGAUUAAAUGCUCAAAUCUUCGGAAAGCAGAAGCAGAGGUCGAUAUACUUGGUGAUGAGGUUGACACCCUUCUAAGUGUUCUGGGAAAAAUCUAUAUUGCACUUGAUCAUUAUUCUCCAGUUUUGAAGCAUUACCCUGGGGUUACAGAGAUUUUGAUGCUUGUGCAGAAGGUGUUGAAAGGAGAAAGCAUUGAACACCUAGCCACUAAGGGAAAAUCCUGACAGAUUUCAUGUCCAUACAAACAGUUGUGCAAGAUCAUAAGAAGAGUUAGAACAAUGUGCUGUGGGAGAAUAUUUACACGGACUUACAGCAAAGAAACUUGCUAGCUUAGAGUAUUUUGUGCAGUCAAAGUAGCCAUGACUCCAAUUAAAAGGAUACGUAGCCAUGACUGUUGAAUUUGUAGAGUAACCACUUUUCAGCCUUGCUAGUUUCAGUUGUAUUAGUGUGCAGUUGUAGUGGAGUUCAGACUAGAAAUUCAAAGGGUUGGUUCAACGACGGUAGCUUUGCAUACAUGUAUUUGGGAUGUAUAAAUGUGUAUGUAACGGUUGUAGGAUUAGAUUGCAUGAUGAUGCUUUCGGUGAUAAUUAUUUCAAGGAGCAUAGCUUCUUGUAGUUAUAUAUGGAGUAUUGUAUGCUUGUAGUGGGUAGGGAAAAUGAACUUUGUAACAGUUGCAGUCCAUUCGUUUCAGUUAAAAUAUACAUGAAGAUUCUUUGUUUGA
Molecule: messenger RNA, 3032 nt
Organism: Sorghum bicolor (sorghum)
Lineage: Eukaryota; Viridiplantae; Streptophyta; Magnoliopsida; Poales; Poaceae
Product: WPP domain-associated protein
Exons: 6
Coding region: 742-2535 (597 amino acids)
Source: RefSeq, a predicted model, not a curated record